CGUAAAGGACAAAGUAGCCACGGGAAAAAAUUGACUUUAGACCCCAAGAUCACACACAGUCAGUACCCUUGGGCCGCCUGCGAUAAAACGAAACUGUAAAUCUAGAUCUAUUACAAAGCGAAUUUCUCCCGCUGCCUCAUUAGAAGCUAUGGCGCAAAGUAAAAGCUUCUUCGAUGAUGUGAAAAAGGAAGUAGAAUGCCCAGUGUGUCAGGAACAGUUUGGCGAAAACAAGGAACCGAAAAUACUCAAAUGUUUUCAUACGUUCUGUAAAUCAUGUCUGGAAGGUUGGCUUCGACAACAACGCAAGGAAGCUUUGAGUUGCCCGACUUGCCGAACAAAAACUGAGUGCCCUAACAAUGAUAUCGACAGUCUUCCGUCGAACCUGUUUUACAAACAAAUGGUGGAAAUUGUGGAGGCAUACACUGGUCAAGAAGAAUCAUCAUGUUGCGGGAAAUGCGACGAACAAAAAUCGCUGAAGUUUUACUGCUCUAAUUGCAACUGUUUACUGUGCGAAGAAUGCGCUGCAUUACACAAGAAAUGGAAAGACUUCAGAGGCCAUCAACUUAAGGAAAUCGGAAAACUUCAGUCUCGUGAUGUAGAUGACUACUCUCGGAAAGCAAACGUUUGCAAGGAACACGACGACGAAUUUAGAUUUUUCUGUUUAGCAUGUCGAAUUUGCAUUUGUCGUGAUUGCGCCAUAUUGGAUCACGACGACCACAAGAAAAUUUCACUCGAGAAAGGACUAGAAAAUAAGACAACUGAAAUUAAGAAUAGGAUACAAGAGGUUCAGUCGAACGGAUCUCACUUGAGAAACAAAAAGGAAUCGUUGGAGAAACGUAGAUCCAAAGUAAUCGACAGCUUUGAGCGAGCAACGAACAGUGUACGCGUAAUUGCAGAACAAUGGAUCACAUUCAUUCGUAAGCAUGAAACAGACAUCACAGAAAAGUUAAUGAAGCAGAAAGAGGCAUUUAAAGCUGAAUUUUCAAACCAGAUGUCGAGCUUGGAUGAUAGACUGGUGGACAUCGACAGCAGCCUGCAAUUUGGCGAGGAAAUUCUUUCUCGUAAGAAUCUACCAGAAAUAUUAAACGUCGAAGAAAUGUUGGAGAACAGACUGCAGGAACUAUCCGUGCCUUUUGAACCUACACUGGAUUUCCCUGAAGUUAUGUACAGUUCAAAUGAUUUCAGUUGCUUGAAAGACGGACCUGGAAAGCUGAUAAGGACAGUUUCGGAACCUAUGGUAUCUGUUGUGGAAGGUCAAGGUUUGACUGAGGCCAUCCAAGGAGAAGAGAGCACAUUUACUGUGAUUACAAAAGAUAUCGAGGGCCAAAUAGUUUAUAGCGAAAUCGAUCAGGUCAAUGUUGAAAUAACUUCUAUCAAUAAAAAAGGGACUUUGAUAGCCAGCGUGACAGACUCAAAGAAUGGCCGAUAUCAGGUAAAGUACAGAAGUGAGACAACAGGUGACUUCAAAAUAUCCGUUACUGUCCGUGGUGAAGCCAUCAAGGACAGUCCGUUCACUUUAAGAGUGAGAAAGAGAGAACCACAGGCAUUUUAUCAGUGGAACAGGUAUUGGACAGAUGAGGGUGACGAUAAUUCUGAUAAUGAUGAUCCGUUGGAACACAAACUGGGGAGUUUCCAACAAGUAAAACAGAGUCGAGAUCUGUUCAGCCACUACUUAAGAAAUGUGGUUCAGAAUUUAGAUUUGAGACCGUAAAUUUCCGAUGAGUCAGAGAAGAAAAGGAGAUCAGCGAAGCAUCCAGAGAAAUUUUCAAGUCCUACAUCAAAUGAGACUGGUCACUUGGAAAAUGAGAAGGAAGCAGGCGCUGUAAAAGGCUCAGGUAACGAAAAUAACUUUGAAGAGGAAGAAUCUUCAAAUUUGGAACCUCAACAGUACGAAACGACGAAGAGGUUUUUCCCUUUGUUCGUCAGAGCCCAUGGCGAAGACUUACAGAGAAUCGAAAAGGAUUUUAGAGUAAAAGUGCAUAGAGAAGCCGUUGAUAACAAAGUCAUCGUGGCACCAACCGGACGCUGCACUGUUAAAGAAUUUGAUGAGGGAUGCGAUGCUUUCAUUACUCUUUAUCAAGAUGUUCAUAAGCGCAUGAAGCUCGAACAAUUUAUUCCGAGAGACGAGGAAACACCAACACGUGUGAGGCAACGUAUCAGGGACAUAGGCAAGACACACCCCGUCUUGGUUGAAAAAUGCGAGGACCGCAAACACUGGAAAGUCUACGGCGAAGAUUGUUUGGUGGAUAAAUUUCUCAGCGAUCUCCUCACCGAGCGUCUGAUUAUAAUCAUACUGCACCGGAGCCUGAGGGUUGGAACGGGGAUUGGACAGGUGAGGGUGACGACGAUUCUGAUGGUGGUGAUUCGUUGGAACACAAACUUGGUUCAGUGAAGCUUUCUGUUGUGAAGGGUGACAUCACGGAUCAACAAGUUGAUGCGAUAGUGAAUGCAGCCAAUGCCAGACUGGAUCAUGGUGCAGGAGUCGCUGGUGCAAUUAUCAAGAAAGGGGGCCAUGGUAUACAGAAAGAGUCGGAUCACUACAUCCAUCAACACGGCCGCCUGAAGGAUGGAGAGGUAGCCACCACUGGGGCUGGUAAGUUGCCAUGUAAAAGAAUCAUCCAUGCAGUUGGUCCCAUUUGGCGGAAAGCAGAACAAGAAAAAUGUAAAAAUGCUUUGAGAA
This is a messenger RNA of Stylophora pistillata, 2680 nucleotides long. RefSeq lists its product as uncharacterized. NCBI's taxonomy places the organism in Eukaryota, Metazoa, Cnidaria, Anthozoa, Scleractinia, Pocilloporidae. Gene Ontology annotation, biological process: Notch signaling pathway; protein ubiquitination. The record is from RefSeq and is a predicted model, not a curated record. Gene Ontology annotation, molecular function: zinc ion binding; protein binding.